UGUGUGUGUGUGUGUGUGUGUGUGUGUGUGUGAGAGAGAGAGAGUGUGGAGGCAGGGAGUCCACAUAGCGAGGAGGACGCCGAGCCGAGCAUCGCUCCAGUGGACAACACCUGCAUGAAGACUCCCGCCGUGGAAGAUUGAAGGAGAAGAGGUGGCAACCAGAGGAGUCACAGUCCUAACUUUCUGUGAGUCAGUGGGAGCCAGCAGCAAGAUGGCGAUGAAGAGGAGGAGGACGAUGCUCAUGCUGAUGGUACUGGGGCACCUCGCCAGCGCUUUGGAGGUCCCGCUCGACCUGCCGCAGCCCCCCACCAUCACCCACCAGUCCCCCAAAGAUUACAUCAUCGACCCCCGGGAGAGCAUCGUCAUCCACUGUGAAGCUAAAGGGAAACCUCAUCCCAGUUUCUCCUGGACCAGAAAUGGCAGCCACUUUGACGUGGAUGAGCACCCCAACUUCCAGAUGAAGAGCCAGUCGGGCACGCUGGUGGUGGACAUCAGCAGGGAGAGGGCGGAGACGUUCGAGGGGCAGUACCAGUGCACGGCCAGGAACAAGCAUGGCACGGCUCUGUCCAACAACAUUGUGGUGCGGCAGCCCAGGUCGCCUCUGUGGUCCAAAGAGAAGAUCAAGCCUAUCAUCAUCCAGGAGGGCGUGUCCUUGGUGUUGCCAUGCCGACCCCCUGCUGGCUUUCCUCCUCCCAUCGUCUUCUGGAUGGACAACAACUUCCAGAGGUUGCCUCAGAGCAAGCGGGUGUCGCAGUCUUUGAACGGAGACCUCUUCUUCUCCAACGUGCUGCGCCAGGAUUCCCGUGACGACUACAUCUGCUACGCCCGCUUCCCGCGCACGCAGACCAUCCAGCAGAAGCAGCCCAUCAGCGUCAAGGUCCUCAACCUGGAUGCAAUCAAUGACACAGUGGAUGCAAUCAAUAACACAAUGGCAGCUUUUUACAAUGACACUGAUUUAUUUAGUGAGGAUCCAGUAGACGAGAGGAGGCCCACGUUCCUCACCCCGUCCGUUCCCUCCAGCUCCAAGAUGGUGCUGCGUGGUCAGGUGCUGGAGAUGGAGUGCAUUGCAGAAGGACUGCCCACUCCUGACAUCACCUGGGCCAAAGUGGGCGGCGACCUCCCCGCCACACGGACCUCCUUCCUGCACCACCACAAAACCCUCCGCAUCGCCAACGUGUCGGAAGCCGACGCGGGAGAAUACCAGUGCACCGCCAGGAACAAGCACGGCUCUGUGGGCCACACCAUCGGCGUCACGGUCAAAGCUGCUCCGUAUUGGAUCAGUGGCGCGCCCAGGAACCUGGUCAUGGCCCCAGGAGAGAACGGGGUUCUGACAUGCAGGGCCAGUGGCACACCAAAGCCCGACAUCCAGUGGGCCAUCAACGGCAUGGCCAUAGAGAAUUCCCCGAAGGAUCCCAGCCGCAAAGUGGAGGACGACACCAUCAUAUUCAGCCAGGUGCAGACGGGAUCCAGCGCCGUGUACCAGUGUAACAUCUCCAACCAGUAUGGCUACCUCCUGGCCAACGCCUUUGUCAACGUUCUCUCCGAGCCGCCCAGAGUGCUGACGCCGGCCAACAAAGUCUACCAGGUCAUCAGGAACCAGCCGGCGCUCUUGGACUGCACGUCCUUUGGCUCGCCCAUCCCCAAGAUCACCUGGUUCAAGGACAGUCGUUCAGGCACCCUGGAUGCAGAGACUCACACCACGCACGACAACGGUACUCUCGAAAUAGGCGUGGCUCAGCCUAAACACGGUGGCAAAUACACCUGCGUGGCCCGGAACUCCCUGGGGAUCUACGAGAACCACGUCCACCUGGAGGUCAAAGAGCCCACGCGCAUCCUGAAGCAGCCCGAGUACCGAGUGGUCCAGCGGGGCAGGUCCGUGGUGUUCGAGUGCAAAGUCAAGCACGACUCGUCACUCGUGCCCACGAUGACUUGGCUGAAGGACCACAGCGAGCUGCCCGACGAUGACAGAUUCUUGGUGGACUCUGACAGCCUCACCAUCAGCGACGUGACGGAGAGCGACGCCGGCGUGUACACGUGCAUCAUGAACACCACUCUGGACCAGGACUCCGCCAGCGCCGAGCUAACCGUCGUCGAGGUCACGCCCACGCCGUCUGUCGUCUACGAGCGACCCGAACCCCCGACUGACCUUGAGCUGACGGACCAGGAAAAGAGGAGCGUUCAACUCACAUGGAUUCCCGGGGACGAGCACAACAGUCCUAUUCAAAAGUUUGUGAUCCAGUACGAGGACACGCUCCACCACCACAGAGGUCACUGGCACAAUCUGACCGAGGUGCCAGGAACCAAGACCACGGCGCACCUGAAGCUGUCCCCUUACGUCCACUACACCUUCAGAGUCUUAGCACUCAAUUCCAUGGGUGUCAGCCGGCCCAGUUUCCCUUCCAAGAUGUAUAAGACGGAGGCUGCAGCUCCAGAUGACAAUCCCACAGAUGUGCAUGGAUUCGGAACAGAACACGACAAUCUAGUGAUCUCAUGGAAGCCGCUGACAGGCCUGCAGGCCAAUGGGCCAGGACUGCACUACCGGGUGAUGUGGAGACAAAAGGUGAUGGACAGCGACUGGACCGCAGUGACCGUAGCAAACAACUCCAAGUUUGUGGUAUCUACAACACCCACCUUUGCUCCCUACGAGAUCAAAGUUCAAGCUGAGAAUGACUACGGAGCAGCGCCUGAGCCUGCCAUUGCUCACGGCUACUCCGGAGAGGAUCUGCCGGUUGCUGCUCCAGAGUCUGUGCAGGCCUAUGUGUUGAACAGCUCCUUGGCGGAGGUCCACUGGGAGCCCGUGCCUCACAAACUGAUACGUGGAUACCUCAAAGGCUAUAAGGUGUACUACUGGAGGGAUGGCAGCCUCCACAAACAUCACCCCCAUCACGCGGAGAAGCAGAUCCUGACGUUCAGCGGGAACCACAGCCAUGGGAAGUUGCCUGGCCUGCACCCUUUUAGCCUUUACUCCUUUAACGUCAGGGUCUUUAACGGCAAAGGGGAGGGUCCCCCGAGUGCCACCCAGCAGUUUGAGACCCCAGAAGGAGUGCCUGGAAUACCUUCCUCCCUGACGGUCACCAACACCAACUUGGAUUCUCUGAGCCUGGAGUGGCAGCCGCCUCAUGAGCUCAAUGGAGUCCUGACGGGCUACACUCUCAAAUACCAGCCAGUCAAUAGCUCCAAUGAGUGGGGCCCCGAGGAGGAGCUGGCCCUGGCCGCCAAUGAGAGCUCGGUCACUUUGCUGGACCUCAAGUUCAGCACGCGCUACAAGUUUUAUUUGAAUGCCAAAACGCACAAGGGGGCGGGGCCAGCCGUUACCAUGGAAGCGGUCACCAUCACGGAUGAAGCGCUCGUGACUCAUGGUGACGACCACGUGGGCACGGGACUCAGUGCCCCGCCGGCGAGUCCCUUCGGAAGCCUAAAUUCCUCCCUGGGCGAGGACGGGCCCCUGAUCAGUUGGGAGUACUGGGGCCUGGAGAAAAGCAUUUAUUUAGAGUACAUAGUGGACGACAGUAAGCAAGGUGAAGGCGGAGACGGAGUGUGGCGGCAAGAGCUAGUGAACGGCUCUCGGAACUUUGUGCUCAGGGGCCUCAAAGAGGGCCUCUCCUAUAGGGUGCGCUUGGUGGCCAAGGGCCACGCCGACCAAGAGCUCCACCGCUCCCAGGAGCUCACGGUGACGGUGCCAGCCGUGGCCAGCAGGCAGGUGGACAUCGCCACCCAGGGUUGGUUCAUCGGCCUCAUGUGCGCCAUCGCCCUCCUCAUCCUCAUCCUCCUCAUCAUCUGCUUCAUCCAGAGGAACAAGGGAGGCAAAUAUCCAGUGAAGGAGAAGGAGGACGCACAUACCGACCCAGAGUUCCAGCCCAUGAAGGAUGAAGACUGCACUUUUGGGGAAUACAGCGACAAUGAUGACCAUAAGCCCUUAAAAGGCAGCCGCACGCCAUCGAGCGGGACGGUUAAGCGGGACAACAGUGACGACAGUUUAGUAGACUACGGGGAAGGAGGAGACGGACAGUUCAACGAGGACGGCUCCUUUAUCGGAGAGUAUAGCGGAAAGAGCGGCAGCCGGGACACCGCCGAGGGCCACGAGAGCUCGGAGGCGCCGUCCCCGAUUAACAUCAUCAACUCCUUGAAUUCUUUCGUGUAGCCUCAUCUUCCAGGUGGUGUCAUGGGGGACAAUCUGGGAGGAAAACAUCCUCAGACUACAGCUGUCCUAUCUAGUCUUUGCCAGCGACUGGGAAUACAACAACCUGAAUGUCACACAACUAUGCAGUGCUCGUGGUAUGAUUACGAUAUACUUUGUUCCAAUAGCAACCAUCAAGUCUUUCUUCAUGUUUGAGAAGGAAAACACGCUAUUUCAAGUCUUGUAUGAACUGUAGUGUGCUAAAGUCUAAGGCCGCCCUUGGAUUUCUUGUUUUAACAACACCAUUACAUACUUGCCAACCCUCCCCAAUUUUCCGGGAGACUCCCGAAUUUCAGUGCCUCUCCGGAAAAUCUCCCGGGACAACCAUUCUCCCGAAUUUCUCCCGAUUUCCAGCCGGACAACAUUAUUGGGGGCGUGCCUUAAAGGCACUGCCUUUAGCGUCCUCUCUCACCUAAAAAGGAGUCCAUGGUUCGUGCCCGGAAAAGGGUGGAGUGCCAUUGGGGAGGAGAUCUUGCCCCAAAUGGGUUCAAGUACCUGGGAGUCUUGUUCACGAGUGAGGGAAGAGUGGAUGGUGAGAUCGACAGGCGGAUCGGUGCGGCGUCUUCAGUAAUGCGGACGCUGUAUCGAUCCGUUGUGGUGAAGAAGGAGCUGAGCCGGAAGGAAAAGCUCUCAAUUUACCGCUCGAUCUACGUUCCCAUUCUCACCUAUGGUCAUGAGCUUUGGGUUAUGACCGAAAGGACAAGAUCACGGGUACAAGCGGCCCAAAUGAGUUUCCUCCGCCGGGUGGCGGGUCUCUCCCUUAGAGAUAGGGUGAGAAGCUCUGUCAUCCGGGAGGAUCUCAAAGUAAAGCCGCUGCUCCUCCACAUGGAGAGGAGCCAGAUGAGGUGGUUCGGGCAUCUGGUCAGGAUGUAAACGCCUCCCUCGGGAGGUGUUUCGGGCACGUCCGACUGGUAGGAGGCCACGGGGAAGACCCAGGACACGUUGGGAAGACUAUCUCUCCCGGCUGGCCUGGGAACGCCUCAGGAUCCCCCGGGAGGAGCUGGACCAAGUGGCUGGGGAGAGGGAAGUCUGGGCUUCCCUGCUUAGGCUGCUGCGGAAGAAGAUGGAUGGAUGGAUGGAUAUACGUCUCCGUUAUCCAUAGUUUUAUCUACAACCCAUAAAGUAGGCAGGCACGGAGCUAUUUCUCAGCGUGUGUUUAUUCCAGCCGGCACGUUAAUACACUGACACACAACAUCCGGAUUCCCAUCAUGCAUUGCUUCAAAACUACGGCAAGUAGUCAUGUCCAAAAUUUCCAGCCGGACAACAUUAUUGGGGGCGGGCCUUAAAGGCACUGCCUUUAGCGUCGUCUCUCACCUGAAAAGGAGACUAUUAUAUAUGUCUCUGUUAUCCAUAGCUUUAUCUAUAAGCCAUAACACGGUGGCCGAACCUGUGAGGAACCACAAAAAUUGUUGCCAUAGAAACAAGAAAGCCAAGACAUUUGCACACUACUGUACAUACAGUACUGUCUAUGAUCUACAUUCUGUACAUGGUCAUUGGCCAGCAGGAUGAGGAUGUUGUCAUGUGACCACCCCGCAUGCGCUCUUGGAACUUCAUAUGAAUGAAGACCACACGGCGGCAUGUGCAACCCCCCCCCCCCCCCCCCCCCCUUGCCUGGGUUUGUCUUCAGGUCUUUUCUCCACAGACGCUACUAACUCCUUCUCCACGCUCCGGUGUGGGACGGACAACUUAGUGGAGCCUUCAAAGUCCCACACCAUUUAAAGAAAUUUAAAAUAAAUAAGAGUCAAAUUACUCAAAUGUUCCACACAGGGACAAAGAAGGCGAGUGCAGUGUGAUACUGCCCCCCUGUGGCCGUUUAUAGGUGUGGCUUCAAUCAUUACGUUAUUGCCGUGCGAUACUGCCCCCCUGUGGCCGUUUAUGGGUAUGGCUUCAAUCAUUACGUUAUUGCCGUGCGAUACUGCCCCCCUGUGGCCGUUUAUGGGUAUGGCUUCUAUCGUUACGUUUGCUAAAAAUGAACUUCUGAAGUUUUUUCCCAAACUUGUACGACAUUUGGAGCUUCCAGUAUACUUCAUACAAGGUGUGUGUUCUUGUUUCUGGACUAGGACUACAAACCAUUCUCACCAAGGACAGGAGUUGCGUAUAUUUUGGUGCAAAUCCAGGUUUGUAGGCUCGCUGCUUUACAGCAACAAUACCCCUUCUAGAACGUUUAUAAAUGGUUUCUAAGUAGCUAACAAUCAUGUUAUGAACAUUAACAAACACCAACAAUACCCCUUCUAGAAAGUUUAUAAAUGGUUUCUAAGUAGCUAACAAUCAUGUUAUGAACAUUAACAAACGAGAACAAUACCCCUUCUAGAACGUUUAUAAAUGGUUCUUAUGAACAUUAACAAACACCAACAAUACCCCUUCUAGAACGUUUAUAGAUGGUUCUAAGUAGGUCACAAUCAUGUUAUGAACAUUAACAAACACCAACAAUACCCCUUCUAGAACGUUUAUAGAUUGUUAUAAGUAGGUCACAAUCAUGUUAUGAACAUUAACAAACAAGAACAAUACCCCUUCUAGGAUGUUUAUAAAUGGUUCUAAGUAGGUCACAAUCAUGUUAUGAACAUUAACAAACACCAACAAUACCCCUUCUAGAACGUUUAUAGAUGGUUCUAAGUAGGUCACAAUCAUGUUAUGAACAUUAACAAACACCAACAAUACCCCUUCUAGAACAUUUAUAAAUGGUUUCUAAGUACCUAACAAUCAUGUUAUGAACAUUAACAAACGAGAACAAUACCCCUUCUAGAACGUUUAUAAAUGGUUCUUAUGAACAUUAACAAACACCAACAAUACCUCUUCUAGAAGGUUUAUAGAUGGUUCUAAGUAGGUCACAAUCAUGUUAUGAACAUUAACAAACACCAACAAUACCUCUUCUAGAAGGUUUAUAGAUGGUUCUAAGUAGCUAACAAUCAUGUUAUGAACAUUAAGACUUACCAGCUACUUCAAGGCAAGUUGGGUAUUUCAAGUCCAAGUUUUAUAAAUCAUCUUGCAGCAGUUUAUUAUAGUAGGCAGGGGAUUCAUAUGGACCCAUUGGUCUGGGUUUACCUGACACAUGAAACGUGACGAAUAGGGGGGGUUGCACGAUCCACGUUAGCCGUCAAGUGUUGAAUAUCUUCAAAUGUGUUUUGUGGCGAUUACAACUUUGACCACAGCGUCAGUUGCUAUGGAGGGUGGCACUUUCCACCGUUUUCAGCAGACUGUGUUGCAAAAAUAUUGACCCCCCCCUUCCUCCCCUUCCUCUCACACGAGAUCCACCCAGGAGUGGGCUAUAUGAAUCCCUUCCCUUGUAAAGCAUGAACGACCUGCUAAUAAGAAGUUAAUAAGACGUUCUUAGUAUGCUAAUAAGAAGUUAUUCUUAAUAUGCUAAUAAGAAGUUAAUAAGACGUUCUUAAUAUGCUAAUAAGAAGUUAAUAAGACGUUCUUAAUAUGCUAAUAAGAAGUUAAUAAGACGUUCUUAAUAUGCUAAUAAGAAGUUAAUAAGACGUUCUUAAUAUGCUAAUAAGAAGUUAAUUAGACGUUCUUAGUAUGCUAAUAAGAAGUUAAUAAGACGUUCUUAAUAUGCUAAUAAGAAGUUAAUUAGACGUUCUUAAUAUGCUAAUAAGAAGUUAAUAAGACGUUCUUAAUAUGCUAAUAAGAAGUUAAUAAGACGUUGUUGUCAAGUUUGUUUUCAACACUUCAGUCGUGACUGAGAAUCCUGCUGCUUCUUCUUUUGCUCUGCAUGACUUAUAAAACAAUGUCUGCUGGGCUCAGUCUGUUCACGUAGGUGUUUAUAUACCUGUACUAACACACCUGGAAGCCUUUUCAACGGAAGCAAGGUUUGCUUUUUUUUCUUCUUAACUUGCAUCAAGUUUGAAUUUUUUCCCAAUUUCCUUCUACAUAUAAAGUAUUUACCCUGUAGAAUAUUGAGGAUUGUAAAUAGACCUCCAUGGAUUGUACAGACGCCUGUUGUUGAUGUGCAUGGUUGAACUUGUAUAAAAAGCAACAUGUAGAGAAUAUAUAUAAAUAUAAAUAUGAAUAUGUGUUCUUUCUUGCUGUGCAUUGUGUACAUACUGUACCUUCAUCACACACACGCCUGCUUUUGUUCCUUUUUUAUGAAUACAUUCUGAUUUGUUGGCAUAUUUGACACGAAUGUUCUGCAUUGUUUAUGAAACAAUAUCUCACAUUUUUGUAUUUAAGACGCAGAUUUGUACUAACCUUCUUUGUCACUAUUUAAGAUACUUUAUUCUUUUUAGUGCAAGUAUGGAACCCUGCAGGAGAUGUUUUGAAUGAAUAAACAAUAUUUGCCUUCA
This is a messenger RNA of Entelurus aequoreus (snake pipefish), 8463 nucleotides long. RefSeq names its product neuronal cell adhesion molecule-like. Gene Ontology annotation, molecular function: cell-cell adhesion mediator activity. The transcript has 31 exons. The record is from RefSeq and is a predicted model, not a curated record. Gene Ontology annotation, biological process: cell-cell adhesion; brain development. Bases 212 to 4141 code for a protein of 1309 amino acids. Lineage: Eukaryota; Metazoa; Chordata; Actinopteri; Syngnathiformes; Syngnathidae.